CCAGAUAUUACCUCAUGCCGCCCACAAGUUUGACAGUAUAAUUUCCAAAUCUGACGAGCCACCAGCUGAGUGAAUGCGGAUUAUUUGCGAACAGUAGUGCGGGACAAACACUAUCGGUUCGGAUUUCUGCACUCGUCCAAAUUCCGAAGCCGUCCGUCACUUCAGUUGAGCUGCCGCAUUUGUCACCACAUUGCUGACAAAGCAUUCGGCCGACGACCCGCGGCCGCGACAAAGGAAAAGAGCACUGUUCGCUGCAAGGUCCCGUCCACUGCAGUCGCCAUUGCCUUGACUGGAAGCAACUUGGACUUCUCAAACCAGGAACGACAAGCUUGAACGUAACUGUCAGGGCCAGUCCUGCAGUGGGUUUGUGUGAAUGGGAAUCUGCAGUGAUUUCGAGGUUUGAGCAAAGCCAAAACUUUUUACCGAAACACUUCCAGUCGGCAAUCAGUUGUCACCCAGUCCAGUCCCAUUGCAACUCCCUUGUCGACGGGACCGUCCAUCUCCGCCCACUUUUCCCACUUCCUCUGGAUCCGAUUACAUACUCCAACCAUACUAUACUAUUCCAUCUUUCGUCGGCCGCUUUGCUGAGUCAACUUACACAUCCAAGUUGCUUCCAACAGCCACACCACAUCGCACCACAGCAGCUCCACGCCUCCAGCUUUGAGCCUCGCUCCCAUCCACCCUCCCUUGCGACGCUAUUCAGAGGGCGCCGUUGCGUGUUACCGCACCAUCAUCCAGUCAGCAGACAAGCUGGUCGAGAUCUCCGGAAACCCUCACAGAACUUCACUGGGCACCUUUUCUCACACGGGACAGAUUUCUCAUCACUUGCUGGACUGGGUCCGAUAAUCGCUUCAACAAUUGGUCCAACUAUCUCAAACCUCGGCGCCACUUUUGAUCCUACCACUUGACCUGACCCCGUCAUCUUGAGGGUGUUUUCUGCAUCAAUCCCCAUAAGGCCAUCACCACAAUCUGCACAAACCGUAGAGAAAGUGUCCUGCGGUUACACCAAGUACCUGGCACAAAGGCACAAGAUAUCUGCCCACCUGUACCGCACGCAGUCUAUAGUCCCCGGUCUGCGGAGCGGGCCUGCUGUACCACUUGCGGACCUAGUAGUUCUGGUAAGCGUUACAGUCACAUAGAGAAGCAUGUCGACAAACCUCGAAAUGGAGCCGAGGGCUCGCGAUUCACCGGCUGAGCCUAUUCUAGCAAAUAACCACACCGACCAAGCCGCCUACCAAAUUCCAGCUUACCCAAAUCACCCAACUUCGCCUUCUGGCGGACAAGGAGGAAGUCGGACCUCGCCCAUAGCAGCAGCACCACCAGCUCUGCCCCAUGGAUACAAUCAUCAAACACCAACUGGCCCACACGAAGCACAUUUGCACCCGGAAUUACGAACUCACGAGUCCGGCCCCACAAACGGAUAUCAACCAGUGCCCGGAAUGAUGCCUGUUGGCGUCCCUCCCCAACCCGAGCAACAAGGUGCCAUGCCUGCCCCCAGUACGCCUGUUGGUGUAUCACAAAUGGGAAUCGUGAGCCCGGGCGAUAGCGCUGGUGAUGGUAGGAAGUCCAAACGAGAACUGUCACAGUCGAAGCGCGCUGCCCAAAACCGCGCCGCACAGAGAGCAUUCCGUCAACGAAAAGAAGGUUACAUCAAAAAGUUGGAGCAACAAGUCAGAGAUUACAGCGAGAUGGAGAUGAGCUUCAAGGCCCUGCAGAACGAAAAUUUCGCGUUGAGGGACUACAUUCUUCACCUGCAAAAUCGACUCAUUGACGUCCAGGGUGACUACCCACAACCUCCUCCGAACAUCAGCCUAGCAACCCCCCACACUCAGCAACUUCAGCAACAGCAACCGCCUCCACCACCCUCCGUACCUCACGGCAUUGCGCCUGAUCCAGUCCAAGCUGUACAGCAGGUUCCUCCCGCUACCAGUGCUCCGUCGGCAUCCUUAGAGGAAGCCGCGCAAGCCGUAGCCGGCCUGAGCCGAAGUGACCACCACAUGGGUGGAACUUCCCGGGAUCCCUAUAACACAGCGGUCUCGGCAGCAGCUGCUGCUGCCGCUGCGGCGGCGGCUGCGGCGGCAUCUCGCACAGAUGAUGACGCGAGGACGGCGGAGGUGAUUCAGAGGCAAUUGCAGGCGGAUAACAACUCAGGCAUGUCGGAUGGUCUCCCACUUCAGCAAGCAGCUAUAUAGGAAAAUGCUGGCACAGCAGAUUACUUGUUGGAAAGUACGGGUCUGCAAACCUCUGUCGAUGGCCCAUCUGUUGUUGAGCUGUGGUUCGGCGUUCUUAUACCGUCUAUUCUUUGGACCUUGGUUCUUGGCUUUGUCACUUUACCAUGGCGUUGCGGACUGAUCUCUAUAAUUCGAAGUCGUUACCUUUUACCUUUGGAUUGAUUCGGUGAUUUUUGGUGCAGAGUGGUCCUUGUGUCUUGCCGAUAGGAAACACGAGGCAAAUGACCUAUGUGUAAGUUGGGGCGGGAGAAAGGGCUGUGUGCUGGUGUGUGUGUUUUUGCGUGUGUAUAUGCUUUCUUUAAGUUCCCGCGUGAAUGACGAAGGAAGACCACGUGGGAGUAUACUAAACACCUUCAUCUGGUCGCAUUAAGAAUAAGUCUUCUUGAAUAACGAAGGUACAGGGAAUAGAUAAGAAUAAAAAUCAGAACCAAAGGAACCCAGCUGUACCCUUUCUCCUCAUCAUAUCGUGCUUUUAUAAACAUAUAUUUCA
Molecule: messenger RNA, 2721 nt
Organism: Neurospora crassa OR74A
Lineage: Eukaryota; Fungi; Ascomycota; Sordariomycetes; Sordariales; Sordariaceae
Exons: 4
Coding region: 1146-2192 (348 amino acids)
Cellular component (GO): RNA polymerase II transcription regulator complex
Molecular function (GO): transcription cis-regulatory region binding; DNA-binding transcription activator activity, RNA polymerase II-specific
Source: RefSeq, a predicted model, not a curated record